This is a messenger RNA of Orbilia oligospora ATCC 24927, 2442 nucleotides long. RefSeq lists its product as uncharacterized. NCBI's taxonomy places the organism in Eukaryota, Fungi, Ascomycota, Orbiliomycetes, Orbiliales, Orbiliaceae. The transcript is spliced from 8 exons. The record is from RefSeq and is a predicted model, not a curated record. Bases 1 to 2442 code for a protein of 813 amino acids.
AUGAAGCGGACGACGAGCAUUCGGUUGCAGAGCAACCUCGCGCGCGCGAAUAGCGGUAAAGACGGAAGGCAAUUGCUAGAUGCUAUUGCCGAUGUCCACUAUUUCAUAUCAGUACCAGAAGAGCGACCGUCACAUUCGACCUUUGAAAGAGGCACCAAAGUGGGGUUAUUUUUAAAAGAGGAUACUGGAAGAAUACGAAUAAGAUUCCACGACGCUGUAAACCCGAAGAACUGCGCUUUAUCUGGAGAUAUCUCGGUGCUCCGCCUCGAGUUCGGUAAUGAUCAAGAAUGUUUUGUCAGGGCGGAAAUAGAUUAUGGAGAGGAUCACGGUGUAAGCUUAGGCAGCGAUUGGAUGGUUGCUGCCCCGGAUGAGUGCAACGAGGGUAUGCAUAAUUGGAGACCGUUUUGUGUCGACCUUUACUUCUGGAAGCAUUCAAUGGCCGAUUACUUUGCCCGAAUUGUCGAAGAGUACCAGAAGCGACUACAAGCCCAGCAAGCCCAGCAAGCCCAGAUACAACAAGUACAGGCAGAAGCAAAAUUAAAAGCUAUUUCGCCAAUACGAGAACAGCCGCCAUCAAGGACACCGAGUAAUAGGAGUUCGCAGUUAGCCAGGACACCGGAACCUGAAAUGCAAUUGAAGACAAGGACUUCUAACAUUGAGGAUGAAGACGAUGAGGAAAUGUUCAAGAAAAAUAUCAUGUCGGUGGAUUGCUUGGACUCCCACACGAGCGAGAUUUUUCCUGUAUCAGGGGGAACCAUGGAAUGCAGGGUUAUCAAAAACCAAGUUAAGAAGACAACAAAAAUACGGGUAUCAGCACCAAUAGAUGGAGGCUAUAUCAAACUUUGUUACACGCUUACUGACCGUAGCUUCCCUUAUCAACUUCCCGAGUCCACAGUUCAGGUUCGCUUCAUGCUCGUAGAAAAGAGCGUAACUGCAAACCCUGGCGCAAACAUCGAGCACAUCAUCGAUGCGGCUCCUGUCGAUAGUCCUACCUUUCAAUUUGAGCAAGACGACCACGCGCAGAUAUUCUUGGAGUGCCUGAGAGGCGAGCAACUAUUGCUAAAUAGUAUUGUUGAUUGGGUAAGAUGCACAAGAGAGCUAAAAGAGGGAGAAACGUCGACGGCGGGGCCUCAUCCGGCAAAUUUUACAUGUGCAGACGAUAGACGGGUGCAAUUGUGGGAGAAUGAGCUGGGUUUUAUCAAUAUUGUUUUUCAUAGGCAGUUCCACCUAGUAUCCGCAUUCGUCGCCCCGAGCACGCAAGUCGAGGCAGAAGCAGAAGCUAGUACGUUGAAGGUAUCAGGCAUCAAGAUUAGAAAACUUGAGCAGUCGCCUACUCUAGACGCAAAGGAGCCGUGGAGAACAGAAGGGUCACCAGCAGUUCUGAAGUUGCGAUUCGUCAGCCCCGAGCACGUUGUAUCGUUCCGAGACGCGGUGCUAAGACAUCGAGAUGCGACAGCAAUGAUGUACCCGGAAGUUGCAAAGACUCUAGCUAAAUCAAUAGCCCAUGAGAACCCGGGAGCCAGUGUUCCACCUCCACCGCCCCCAGAAUUUCGACAUCAGCGGGCAAUGUCUGCCUCUGGCGGCCUUCCUCCUCCACCGACUUCACCACCCCAGCAAUAUCCUGCUUCUCCACAGUCUCCACCAGCCCACCAAACAAGCUUCACAGGCUACGGCCUAACGCACAGCCAAUCCGUCCGGAUUAAUCGCCCGCCUCCCCUCCCUAUGUUUCCGGGCCAGCCCGGCUCUUAUGUCCCAGGCUCAAUCAACAGCCCGCGUUACAACGCCCAACCUAGUCCGAUGACCGGCACUUUCUCUCCCGGUAACAUUGGCACAUUUCCGAUCUCUGCCUUCCCCUCGCCACCUGGUGCGAACUCUGCAAUGCCAUAUCAGUCUCCAGCCGCAGUAGCAAGCGGCGCAUUACCUCAAAUUCAACCUAUGAGUAACGCCGGAUAUUUCCCAGCCACAAUAACACCCAUGACACCUGGUCUUCCAUCAGCAAAAUUCCCACCGCCAUUGCAAACUUCAAUGAUCAUAACUUCUUCGCAAGCUCAAGCAGCACAGCAAGCCCAGCAAGCCCAGCAACAGCCACCCGCGACACCCAUUCGUGAACAUAUGCGUAAAAAUUCUUUUGCGACAAGGAACGACACAAUACAGGAGUCUGUACAAAUCGAACCCGUUGAGCUCCCUGCGAGUUUCCCGGAUGCACCGCCCUAUGAAUCUGAACCAAGAAAGGAAGAAAGAGACAGCCUUAUGAUAAGGAGGUUCCCGAAGGAUGAUGAUAUCGCCGAGGAAGAAGAGUCCGAAGUUAGAAGCGGGUAUAAUCCUCUCGGAGGGAACGUUUCUAUUCCAAUUGCACCUGUCACAACGAGGGCGACUGGAGGCGGAGAAAGAGAACAAAGCGGCGGGGGUAAGAUGUCAAGAGUCUGGAAGAAGCUGAAAUAA